GCUCAUGAACUAACAGCUUUUGCAUCAACAUAUAUCCAUCUCGACUGAAUUCACAAUUCAGAAGUUUGAAUUUUUGGAAUUGCAUUUGAUUUUGGCGGUGGAUUAAGUUUACAAGUAAAUAAAACUAAGGUUUCAGUUAGCGGCGGAGGAAAUGGCAACCGAGCGUGGCUACCGAUUUCCGGCACAGAGUCAAGACACGCAGCCAGGCAAAGAAUAUCUGAUGCAUCCUCUUCCUCAGUUCAUUAAUCCCCAUUACAACCCUUCUAACAAGCUACAAGGAAAAGUAGCUCUAGUGACAGGCGGUGAUUCAGGAAUAGGAAGAGCUGUAUCAUAUUUGUUUACAAUAGAAGGUGCAACUGUGGCAUUUACAUAUGUGAAAGGCCAGGAGGACAAAGACAAAGAUCAUAUCCUCAACAUUUUAAAAGAGGUCAAGCCAGAAGGAGCAAAAGACCCUAUUGCCAUUCAUACCGAUGUUGGCUUCGAAGAAAAUUGCGAGAAGGUUGUUGAUCGAGUGAUCAGCGAAUACGGGAAGAUUGAUAUUCUGGUUAAUAAUGCUGCGGAACAAUAUUCAUCUCCUACAAUUCAAGAUAUUACUCAGCAUAGGCUUGAGAGGGUGUUUAGGACCAACAUCUUUUCUCAUUUCUACAUGUCCAGGUACGCGUUACAACAUAUGAAAGAAGGAAGUUGCAUUAUCAACACCACAUCUGUGGCAGCCUAUUCUGGAAAUGCAGAAAUGUUAGACUACAGUUCCACCAAAGGAGCCAUAGUAUCUUUUACCAGGAGUUUAGCCCUGAACCUUGUUGCCCGAGGCAUUCGUGUGAAUGCGGUUGCACCAGGUCCCGUGUGGACACCUCUCCAACCAGCAUCAAUGUCUGCUGAAAAAAUCGCACAAUUCGGAAGUGGAACGCCAAUGGACAGAGCAGGACAACCAUUUGAGAUCGCACCUUCUUUUGUCUUCUUGGCUUCCCAUGACUGUUCUUCUUAUAUCACCGGCCAAGUUGUCCAUCCUAAUGGGGGUAUGAUUGUCAACGCAUAAUUGUGCAAGCAGCAGUGUAUAAUCUGAUAAAAGCAAUUCUACAUCAGAUGCAUUACAGUCUUGUUUUCCUCUGUAUUGUAGUUGAUAAAUAAGGGGAAAUUAGCUAUGUUUUUGUUUAUUGAUUUACUUAUCAAAGUUAUCCAUUGAAUAAUUGUACUACUAACAGUCUUACAAUAGAAAGUAAUGA
Messenger RNA from Mercurialis annua (annual mercury), 1223 nucleotides. Its product is annotated as NADPH-dependent aldehyde reductase 1, chloroplastic-like. Gene Ontology annotation, molecular function: oxidoreductase activity. The transcript is spliced from 4 exons. NCBI's taxonomy places the organism in Eukaryota, Viridiplantae, Streptophyta, Magnoliopsida, Malpighiales, Euphorbiaceae. The coding region runs from base 152 to 1036 and encodes 294 amino acids. The record is from RefSeq and is a predicted model, not a curated record.